Molecule: messenger RNA, 4622 nt
Organism: Erinaceus europaeus (western European hedgehog)
Lineage: Eukaryota; Metazoa; Chordata; Mammalia; Eulipotyphla; Erinaceidae
Gene: SLC4A1
Product: solute carrier family 4 member 1 (Diego blood group)
Exons: 20
Coding region: 220-2991 (923 amino acids)
Biological process (GO): bicarbonate transport; regulation of intracellular pH; transmembrane transport
Cellular component (GO): plasma membrane; basolateral plasma membrane
Molecular function (GO): bicarbonate transmembrane transporter activity; monoatomic anion transmembrane transporter activity; solute:inorganic anion antiporter activity
Source: RefSeq, a predicted model, not a curated record
UGUUAGAGCAGGUGUGAGCUGCACAGGUUCACAGAGGGCACCCACAGCUGCAGGAGGUCACCAAGGGACCCCAGGCCUGGUGAGAAGUGCAGUAAGGACCAGGAAAGCCCAGGACAGCUGGGCCUCACUCAGCCAGGCCCCUCUCCUGCAGGGACCCGCAGUGCAGGUUAUACUGGGGCCUCAGAUCACCUCGAACAGUCACACCAACAGGACAGCACUAUGGGUGAUUUGCAGGAGGAUUAUGAAGACAGGAUGGAUGAGAUCAUAGAAUUGGAGGAGUAUGAAGACUCAGGUGUUAGCCCUCCCCAAGACGAGGAGCCAGCAGCUCAGCUCACAGAGCCAACUGAGCCAAGCAAGUCAACCGCCACAGAUUAUCAGACUGUAUCACAGCCAGGCACUCACGAGGCCUAUGUGGAGCUGCAAGAACUAGUGAUGGAUGAGAAGAACCAGGAGCUGCAGUGGAUGGAGGCGGCACGCUGGGUGCAAGUGGAGGAGAACCUGGGGGAGGAUGGGGCCUGGGGCCGCCCACACCUGUCUUACCUCACCUUCUGGAGUCUCCUGGAGCUGCAGAGAGCCUUCAGCAAGGGCACUGUCCUCCUGGACCUUAAAGAGACCUCCCUGGCUGGGGUGGUCAACCAGCUGCUGGACAGAUUCAUCUUUGAGGAGCAGAUCCGGCCUGACGAUCGAGAUGAGCUUCUGCGGGUUCUGCUGCUCAAACACAGCCAUGCCGGAGACAUAGAGGCCCUGGGGGGUGUUAAACCUGCAAUCCUGAGGCGUUCUGGGGAGCCCUUGCAGCCCCUACUCUCCCAAGUCCCCUCGCUGGAGAGACAACUCUUCUGUGAACAGAAAGAGAGAGGCACAGAAGGGCACUCACCAUCAGGGGUUCUGGAAAAGAUCCCCCCAGAUUCGGAGGCCACCCUGGUGCUAGUGGGCUGUGCUGCCUUCCUGGAGCGGCCGGUGCUGGGCUUUGUGAGACUCCAGGAGGCUGUAGACCUGGAGGCUGUGGAGAUGCCUGUGCCUGUGCGCUUCCUCCUAGUGUUGCUGGGACCCAAAGACCCCCACACUGACUACACCCAGCUUGGUCGGGCGGCUGCCACCCUCAUGUCAGAGAGGGUGUUCCGCAGAGAUGCUUACCUGGCCCAGCAACCCAAGGAGCUGGUGAGCUCCCUAGAGGGCUUCCUGGACUGCAGCCUGGUGCUACCUCCCACAGACGCCCCCUCUGACCAGGCCCUGCUCAACCUGGUGCCUGUGCAGAAAGAGUUGCUUCGGAGACGUUACCUGCCCAGCUCUGCCAAGACAGACCCCAGCUUCUACAAGGACCUAGGCUUCACUGGAGGUUCAGGGGCCCCUGGUGGCCCAGACGACCCUCUGCAGAGGACAGGCAAUCUCUUUGGGGGCCUGGUGCGUGACAUCCAACGCCGCUACCCCCACUACGUGAGUGACAUCACUGAUGCACUCAGCCCCCAGGUCCUGGCUGCCGUCAUCUUUAUCUACUUUGCUGCCCUGUCACCAGCCAUCACUUUUGGAGGCCUUUUGGGAGAAAAGACAGAUUACCUGAUGGGGGUGUCGGAGUUGCUCAUCUCCACUGCCAUGCAGGGGAUCAUCUUUGCUCUGCUGGGGGCUCAGCCCUUGCUCGUGAUUGGCUUCUCAGGACCCCUGCUCGUGUUUGAGGAAGCCUUCUUCUCGUUCUGUACCAGUAAUAAGCUGGAGUACAUUGUGGGCCGUGUAUGGAUCGGCUUCUGGCUCAUCCUGCUGGUGGUGCUGAUGGUGGCCUUUGAGGGUAGCUUCCUGGUGCGUUUCAUCUCCCGCUACACCCAGGAGAUCUUCUCCUUCCUCAUCUCCCUCAUCUUUAUCUUUGAGACCUUCACCAAGCUGGUCAAGAUUUUCAAGGACCACCCACUGCAGAAGUAUUACAAGCACAAUGUGACAAUAACGCCCAAACCAGAUGCUCCCCUGCCCAAUACAGCCCUCCUCUCUCUUGUGCUCAUGGCUGGCACCUUCUUCUUUGCCAUGAUGUUGCGCAAGUUCAAAAACAGCUCUUACUUCCCUGGUAAGCUGAGACGAGUCAUUGGGGACUUUGGGGUUCCCAUCUCCAUCCUGAUCAUGGUCAUGGUGGAUUUCUUCAUCCAAGAUACCUACACCCAGAAACUCUCCGUGCCCAAGGGCCUCACCGUGUCCAAUCCCAAGGACCGUGGCUGGGUCAUACACCCACUUGGCUUGACUGAGCCGUUCCCCAUCUGGAUGAUGUUUGCUUCUGCCCUGCCUGCCUUACUUGUCUUUAUCCUCAUCUUCCUGGAGUCCCAGAUCACCACACUGAUCGUCAGUAAGCCAGAGCGCAAGAUGGUCAAGGGCUCCGGCUUCCACCUGGACCUGCUGCUGGUCAUGGGCAUGGGUGGGCUGGCUGCCCUCUUCGGGAUGCCCUGGCUCAGCGCCACCACUGUGCGCUCCGUCACCCAUGCCAAUGCCCUCACUGUCAUGGGCAAGGCCAGCAGUCCUGGGGCCUCAGCACAGAUCCAGGAGGUGAAGGAGCAGCGGAUCAGCGGACUCCUAGUCUCUGUGCUUGUGGGCCUGUCCAUCCUCAUGGAGCCCAUCCUGUCCCGCAUCCCACUGGCUGUGCUGUUCGGCAUCUUUCUCUACAUGGGGGUCACAUCCCUCAGCGGCAUUCAGCUCUUUGACCGCAUCUUGCUUCUGUUCAAGCCAUCCAAGCACCAUCCAGACGUACCCUUUGUCAAGCGGGUAAAGACCUGGCGCAUGCACCUGUUUACGGGUAUCCAGAUCAUCUGCCUGGCGGUGCUGUGGGCAGCCAAGUCCAGUCCCACCACCUCGCUGGCCCUGCCCUUCAUCCUCAUACUCACCGUGCCCCUGCGGCGCCUCCUGCUGCCACUCAUCUUCCGGGACCUGGAGCUCCAGUGUCUGGAUGCCGACGAUGCCAAAACCACCUUUGAUGAGGAAGGCCAGGAUGAAUACGACGAGGCGCACAUGCCUGUGUGAGGGAAGGGCCCAAGCCCUGUGGCCCCCUCCACCACCCCACUUCCCCCACCCUCCCAGGAAAAGCAUGGGUACCUCAUGGACUCCCCAGCCCUCCAGACACAGCAGCUGAGGUCCAGGGGUUGCAGGUGGGGGAAGAAAGAUCUAUAUAGGAAGCCAUUCCCCCUAGGAGGGACAGACUUUCCAGUCAGUCUCCCCUUUAUCUGCGGCCCCCAUUUGGGGGCUUUUUCUCUCUCUAGAGUCCCUUCUGCUGCCACAUAAGGACUGCCAUGUUCAGUUCCUCUUCCUCAUGGCACAGGUGGGAUAGUAGCAAGGGGUGGGAGGGAGGGAGAGAGGGUUUAAGUUCCUGCUUGCUGUGUGACCUUGGGCAAGUCCCUUGACCUCUCCAACUUCUGCUUUCUCUCCUGUAAAAAUGGGUCUAUUAGUAACAACAUCCAUGUAAAGGAUGAUUACUGAGGCUCCAGGGUCAAUGUGAAAAGGGGACCUUGUAGGCCCUGAAAAGACUGCCAUUAAUUCUUCUCCUAGCCUGCCCCAGGUCACAUAGCUCCUCAGUCACAUAUCCAGGGUUCGUUCCAACCAGGUCUCUUAACUCUGAGGUUGGAGCUCUGUGCUCCAUGGCAUCAUCCACCUGCCCAGGCUGAGACUUGCUACUACUAACACCUCUCCGCAGCUCUCACCCUGGUCCUCUUGUCCAGAGGAGAGGGGAGUGGUGAGGGCCAAGGGCAGGUGUGAUUCAAUCAGGGCUAGGACUCAGGACUUAGUGCUCGAUCCCUGCCUUAUGGUCUCAUGUCUUUGCUCCACUCACAUUUACUGAAUCUUGGCCCCUGUAGACACAGAUGUGACCCAGACCAGACCCUGUCCUGGGGUGCAUGGUGGAGAGAAGCACAGUCUGUUCUAUAUGUUCAUGGGGUGGGGGGAGGUGGGAAGGUAAGAAGGAGAUGGGGGGGAAAUGUUUGUAAUUUAUUAAUUGUGAAUUUUCUAAGAAUUUUUGACAUGACUUUGGCUACACACACACAUGCACACACAACACCCAUGCCUCUCUAUUGGAGAUUGAUCCACUGUCCCCAACCCCAACCCAAUCUAGGGAAGAACCAGACUUCACCAGUUGGUGUAGGAGUCAGUGGACUCUGCAGAAAAUGAGUUUAAAAAAUCAUUUUUACAAAACAGAAAUAUAUAUUUAAAAAAGAAGAACUGAAAAAAAAGAAGGGUAUAAAAGAUGGCUGAAACUGAAAAUUGGGGGGGGGGGGGAGGGGAAGCUGUGGGCUGCUGAUAGAAGGGUCUUGAGUACAUUCCUGAGGGCUGAGUGCUGAUUCCCCAACUUUAUCUUCAUUGGUUUAUGCCUCAGUUUCCUCAUCUGUAAAAUGGGGGCAUUAAUGGUAGCUACCUCUUCGGAUUGUUAUAAGGAUUAAUGGAUAUAGUAUAUGUGGGGAGGGGUUAUGUAUAAAGGGCUUGCUUAGCACCUCAGAAGAAGAGCUCAGUAAAUGUCAGCUGCCAGUAUUGUCUUUCUUCCUGGGGGGGGGGGGGGCUUUCCUGCUUCUCUGGCAGAAAAGCAGGUGAAAGUGGACCACACUGCCAGUGUCCUUCCCCUUGAUGCUUGGGAUAUAGGUUUUGCCAAUAAAUGUGUCUGUACUAGA